UAAAGAAGGCGCUGCGGUCGUCUUCAUACACGUUCAGUCACCUUUUAUUAAACCCAAAUAGUGGAGGUGUAGUUUCCAAUUUAGAAAUAUAUUUAUAACAGGUUGAUUUCUUUUUAUGUUUACGUAUUGACUUGAUAAUUUCAUGAACCAAGCUGCAUGUUUAUUGUUAAAGAAAAAUGAAUGUGAUGAUCAAAAAUCCAAUGGUGUAUUGUAUCUUUGAAAAUCAAGUCUGUUUCAAGAUUGACUGCAACAUUUCUCCUUGACUGCAUAUCUUAUUUGAAAACUAUACUUCAUGAGUUUGAUAUCUUUUUGUAUUUUGUCAUAAUGAAGUGCUUAAGAAGUCAUUAUGCAUGAUUUAUUUGCUCAAGUACUCAACAACCGAGAUCUUUCUCGGGCAGGAGACUUGUUUUCUAUUGAUGAUAAAAGUGUUGUUAAUGAUCUGUCUGAAGUUCUUUCUAAAAUACAAGAUAUUGCCAGUGCCUCAGAUUUCAUCCAUAAUGAUAAUAAUCAAAGUGUAGUAGAAAUAUGCAUUACCAGGGCAACAUCAGCCAUUAGGGAAACUGGUACUAUAGAAUAUCAUGCAAAAGCUAUGGUUACACUUCUUGAAUCUUGUUUGAAUCAUGAUCUUAGACCUUCUGCAAAAGAUGAGGAUCCACCUCAUGCCAAAAUUGCUUCAGAUAUAGUUAGUUGCAUCUUUCUUAACCAUAGCAAGAAAAAUGUAAUGAGGUUAGCACUUCCUGUAGCUGUGAAAUUUCUGCAUCGAGGAAAUAAGGAAUUGAGCCGAAACUUAUCCAGUUAUCUAUCUUUGGCAGCAAUUAAUAAUGCUGAACUACUUGCACCUCAUAUUCAGCCAAUUAUUGACAGCAUUAUUAGUGGUAAUUAUUCGCUGGCUCGAGUUUUACCACAGAUUUAUGCAGUUAAUAAAGAACCUAUUCAUGAUCAUGUUAUGGCUUUAGUGUCAUUAUUACCACAGUGUGAAAAUUCUGAAAAACUUAGCCUUUUGAACCUGUUUGGCUUGAUUGCUAAACAUAAACCUUCACUUUUGGAGAGCAAUCUUCCUCAGCUGAGUGAAUGUCUUACAAUUUCCAGCACAGCAACUUCUGUUUUACAAAUAUUUUUAGAUAUGGCAGCUGUAAGGCCACAAUCUUUUACUGAACACAUUCAAAAAAUAAAGAUGGCUGCCGAACAACAACCAGGAACAAUUACGUUGGUAGCCAGAAUGUUAGGAAUAAUUGGAAAAUUAAAUAAAAAGUAUAGUAAUUAUGUAAACAUUGUAUUAAUAAUGACUGGAUUUUUUAGGUCACAACAUCUAAUAAAUCAAACUUCAGGUGGUGUUACAAUAGUGAAAGUUGGUGGUAGUAAACAAGAGUUAACAACAAUUACCCAAACAACAACAACAGUAUCCACAGUACAAUCAUUAUCGCCUUCAUCAGGAUUUAUUUCUCCUAUUUUGAUGAAACCAAAUAUUCAGCAUGGUGGUAUGAGAGGAAGUCGAUCAAAUUUAAUUAUAUCAAGACAAAAUCCAGUCCUUCCGCCUGAAGCUAGAUCUAUGACUCAACUCAGUUCUCUGCAGGCAGUUAAUUGUAGUAUGGGCCGCUUACCUUCAAUGAAUACUUCAAUACAUAUUUCUAGUGGAAGUAUGCCAACAUUACAGGAAGAAGCACCAACUUCUGUUACAGUUUCUAUCAAUAGUGCCAUUCCUCAUUCAAAUCCUGGUCAAGAUGGGCCAUCUCUGCAUCCAAGUCAAUCAACUUCUCCAACUACCUCUGCAAGUCAGUCUGCUAUUACUCCUGUAACUUCUCAUAACCAACAGGCAGUAACAGUUUCACUUAAUUCAACAACUGUGCCAUCAUCUGCUGUUACAUCUAUUUCACAUAGUCCUAAAAUGAGAAAUAAUACAAGUGUUACUCUGAUUACACAUACAGGAUCAGCAAAUCCACAGAGGAUUUCAGUUUUUGAGCCGUAUCCUAUGCGAGAUGCUGUUCAACACUUCUGUGAGAAACAUCUUGAUAAAAUUAAAGCCUAUAUGCAAAAAAUAUUUGUUAAAAUACCCCUUCCUGUAAAAUGCACAAUUGAAGGUAAGCAUGAUUUUAAAUUACUAGCAAGAGCAUCAUCUGCUUUAAGUACUCGUGAAGCAUCUGUUGGAAGUCUGAAAAACUGUUGGGAUACUUUAAAGGCUGACAAUAAAACAUUUUUGACACUUGUUACAUCUGCUUUUCCAUCUGCAAAGGAUAAUGAUAUGUUGAUCAAUGAACUGAGAAAUUACAGAUUUUUUGAUGUCUUUGAAUAUAAUGGACCCAAAAAUAUUUGGGGGUGUUUUCUUUGUAACCAUCCAGAAAGAGCACUUGGCUUCUUGCAAACAAAUGAACCUGUGAUUGAGGGCCAAUUAAAAGAGAAAAAAGGAAGGUGGAAAUUAUUUCGUCGCUGGAGAACUAGAUAUUUUACUUUAUCAGGUGCACAUCUUUCCUAUAGAGGUUCGAAAGGUGAUAAGGAAGUGUCUCCUAUCGAAGUUAGUCAAAUUCGUAGCGUGAGGGCAAUAAGUAGCCGUCGCAACAUACCAAAAGCUUUUGAAAUAUUUACAGAUGACAGGACUUUUGUUCUUAAAGCAAAAGAUAGCAAAAAUACAGAACAGUGGGUUCAAUGUAUAUCCAUUGCUAUGGCUCAUUCUCAUGCUAAAGAUACUACCCAUUAAAUGUAUACGUGUAAAUGUAAAGAUUAAUAUUUUUAAUCUGAAUGGCUCAAAAAAAAAAAAAAAUGCAAUUGUAUAGUUUCUUUUUACAAGAAUUGUAAAAUUUUAUAAAUUGAUUC
Messenger RNA from Centruroides sculpturatus (bark scorpion), 2808 nucleotides. RefSeq names its product protein melted-like (gene melt). The record is from RefSeq and is a predicted model, not a curated record. Gene Ontology annotation, molecular function: phosphatidylinositol-5-phosphate binding. Bases 347 to 2692 code for a protein of 781 amino acids. NCBI's taxonomy places the organism in Eukaryota, Metazoa, Arthropoda, Arachnida, Scorpiones, Buthidae. The transcript is spliced from 14 exons. Gene Ontology annotation, cellular component: plasma membrane. Gene Ontology annotation, biological process: regulation of signal transduction.